Molecule: messenger RNA, 1270 nt
Organism: Paramecium sonneborni
Lineage: Eukaryota; Ciliophora; Oligohymenophorea; Peniculida; Parameciidae
Source: the annotation of a GenBank genome assembly
AUGAUUUAAAAUGUCAUUGAUGUACUUGACUUCUAAACUACAUCUCAGUCAAUAUUUUCUAAGCAAACUUAUUAUACAAUUAGAGGAUCUGAUAAAUAUGGAGAUUUUGAAAUACAUCGUAGAUUCAAGGAUUUUGUUGCUUUAAGAAAUCUUCUUAUUUAAUAAUGGCCAGGAUGCUAUAUCCCAAGUCUUCCUGGAAAGAAACUGUUUAAUGGUAAUGAUGAAAGGACCAUCCAAGAUCGUAGAAAAUUCUUAAAUGCUUUUUGUCAAAAGUUAAGUCAAUUACCUCAUCUAUUCUAAUCUGAAGAAGUAUCAUAGAUCUUUUUAAGAUCUAAAGAUGAUAAAAUCUAUAAAAAAUUAGAAUCCAUCAAAUCUUCAUCAACCCAAGACCUUCUCUAAAAAUACUAAACUACGUUUCCUGAUAUUGUAGAUGUAAUCAUAUUUCAUUUUAAAUCAAGAUAGCCAUUGAUGCGAGUGCACUUAAAGAAAUUGACAAUUUUGCAGAUUAAGUCAGAAAUUAUAGUAUAAAAUUAAAAAACAUUAAAAAGAUAAUUAAGGAUAGUGUUUAAUCAGGUAAAAGCUAUAACACUUGUUUAGAAGAAAUUAUCAAAAUUAGAUUAAUUAACUUUGAAAACUCAUUUGUCUCUUAAUUUAUCAAUUAAGAUCCUUCCUUACUAAUUUUUAACAGAAUCAAAUAGGAAUUAGUUGAUACUUAUUAAGAGAAUUCAGUUUUCAAUAGUAAUAAUAUUGAAAUCCUACUUGAUUUAAUUAGAUUAGAAUCAAAAGAUUGUAAAGUAAUUAUCAAAUAUUAAUUAUUAAGAUUGCUUUGAAAUCUAUUAAUGACAGAUUUCUCUUAGAAAAUAAAGUUAAAAAUUUAGAAAAUAAAAUUAUUGAUCUUGAAAAAGAUUUAGAAAAAUUGAAUUAAGGAAAAGUUUCAUUUAUUAACAUGAUUAAAUAAAAAUCACCUGAAGAUUCUAAAAAAAAAAUUGAAUUAGAUAUAAGUGAAAAUGUUAAAGAAAUUAAUUUACUAUCAGAUUUGAUUAGUUUUAUUAAUAAAAUUCUAGCACUUAAGGAAAGAAACAGAUAUGAAAAUGAAAAAAACUAAUAAUUCAAAGAAAUCAUUGAAGCUUUAUAAUCUAUGGAAUUAGAAAGUAUUAAAAUAGAGACUUAAUAUUGGGGAUUCAUUUUAAAUGAAACAAACAAAUUAAUUGCUUAAACAUAAAAUUCAUAGUAAAUAUAAGUAUAAGAUGAUUAAACUAAUUUGGAGUGA